Molecule: messenger RNA, 2109 nt
Organism: Coprinopsis cinerea okayama7#130
Lineage: Eukaryota; Fungi; Basidiomycota; Agaricomycetes; Agaricales; Psathyrellaceae
Product: poly(ADP)-ribose polymerase
Exons: 13
Coding region: 1-2109 (702 amino acids)
Molecular function (GO): NAD+ poly-ADP-ribosyltransferase activity
Source: RefSeq, a predicted model, not a curated record
AUGCGCCCGAGUCAAGAUCACCGCGUACAAUACCGGUUGAACGGCGCAUUCCCAACAUUACCCCUUCUGCCAGUGGGACGCAUAGAGGCUACAAUCAAGAUUGAAGCGCUCGUCGCUGACAAUGGAGGAACGUUCUCCAAAACUGUAGAUUCUACCACGCAUUUAGUCUCUACUGAAGCGGAUGUCAAGAAGAACUCCGCAAAAGUCAAAGCUGCGAACAAUGCUGGCACGCCCAUAGUCACCCUUGAGUGGCUGUUGGAUUCCAUCGAGGGCGGCAAGAAGGAGGACGAAACCUCCUAUCUUCUUUCUAGUGGACCACCCCCACCUCCUGCUCCCAGUACCAGGCCGAAGCGGAAGGCUGCUGCACCUGCCGUUGCUACCGCUGACGAUGCGGACAGCGACGAACCACCGGCAAAGAAGGUGAAGACGACCGCUGCUCCCAAGGGCAACGCCAAGGGGAAGGCGAAGCCCAGGUCCAAGGCAAAGGUUGUUUCUGAGGACGAGGAAAUGGAAGACGUCGAAGAUGAGGAGGAAGAGGAGAAGGAACCGACACCACCACCGCCCAAGAUGAAGACCGUCAUCAGGAAGGGGAAGGCUCCUGUCGACGAAUUGUGCCCCCUUGCUGGCAGUCAUCACGUCUACGUCGACGAGACUGGGGUCGCUUGGGACGCCACCCUCAACCAAACAGACAUCGGAAGGAACAACAACAAAUUUUACUACUGUCAAUUACUGGAGAGGGACAAUUCUCCUAUGACCUAUGCCGUCUUCUGUCGAUGGGGACGUGUGGGAGACCGCGGGCAAAGCAAAAUGUAUGCUGAAUCCGUUUCGCUUCCCGCUGCGAAAUCAGUUUUCGAUAAACAGAUGAAAGCUAAAACUGGCAAAUCCUGGGCUCAGCGGAAAGAGGCUCUCGGAGGAAACAAGAAGUACGCCUACCUGGAACGAAACUAUGACGAUGACGACGACGACGAAGAAGAAGAAACCACACCGACCUCUAAUAAACCUGGAGCAGAGGACUCCAAACCACCUCCCAAACCAACUAUUGCGCCAGAACUCGUCCGACUCAUGGAACUCAUCUUCAACUCUUCCUUCAUGCAGCAGACCAUGGCUUCCAUGUCCUAUGACAGCAACAAACUUCCUCUUGGAAAGUUGUCAAAGGACACCAUUCUCCGUGGCUUCAACCUGCUUAAGCAGAUCGGCGAGGUCAUUGGAGACCCAGCAAAUGCCGUUCAAAAUUUCAGCGAAUACGGCAACUCGUACCAGCAGAUCUUGAGCCAGUUGAGCAGCCGGUACUACACUGUUAUUCCACACAACUUUGGUCGCAGCGUCCCACCGGUUAUUGGAGACCAAAGUAUGUUGAAGCGGGAGGCAGAGCUCGUUGAAAAUUUGAUCGACAUGAAGAUCAGCACCGAAAUUAUGACAGCGAGUGUGAAGGACAGUGAUGUCCACCCCGUCGAUAAGCAAUUCGCGUCUCUGGGAUUGAACGAGGCCAUCCCUCUCGACAAGACGUCCUCAGAGUACAAAUAUCUCGAAGCAUACGUCAAGAAGACCCAGGGCCAUACCCAUUACAUGAAGCUGCAAGUUGAAGAGAUCUUCCGCAUCCGACGAGACUCGGAAGAAGCUCGAUGGAAAGAGAAGAAAUGGCACGAGUACGAGAAUGACAACCGAAUGCUUCUGUGGCACGGUAGUCGAACAACAAACUUUUCUGGUAUUCUUUCCCAAGGUCUGCGUAUCGCACCACCCGAAGCCCCAGUCAGUGGGUACAUGUUCGACAAGGGUAUUUACCUUGCGGACAUUGUCUCUAAGAGUGCCAAUUACUGCUACCCUCAGAUAUCUGCAAACACUGGGCUGCUGCUGCUAUGCGAAGCCCAACUCGGUGACCCGAUGUACGAGUCGAAAGGUGCAGACUACUAUGCUGCCACCAACUCCAAGAAGAGCGGUGCAAUUGCGACGAAAGGACUGGGCCGCACCGUUCCAUUGGAGUGGGAGGACGCAUCCAUCAUCCAUGAGGACCUAGAGGGUGUCCAGAUUCCGAAGGUCUCGAGCAAAAAGGACAACAUAACCGGCAACAGCAGCGACAGCGGUCUAUACCUGCAGUACAAUGAAUUCUAA